Tarenaya hassleriana is the source of this 2575-nucleotide messenger RNA. Its product is annotated as transmembrane protein 184A-like. Gene Ontology annotation, molecular function: transporter activity. The transcript is spliced from 7 exons. Lineage: Eukaryota; Viridiplantae; Streptophyta; Magnoliopsida; Brassicales; Cleomaceae. The coding region runs from base 577 to 1833 and encodes 418 amino acids. Gene Ontology annotation, biological process: transport. The record is from RefSeq and is a predicted model, not a curated record.
UUAUACUCUGAUUUUUUUUUUUCUCAAUUUCUUCUUCCUUCUUGACGGCGCUUCUGCUUUUUUGUUAUUCCACUGAUCCUCUGCCAAAGUUUCUUCCUUUCCGAGCAAGAACACGAAACGGAUUCAACCCUCGAUCAGGGUUUCAGCCAGAAGUUUCUCUGCGUGAAGAAUGUGUCAUGGGUUUCUCGAUUCCGAUUGAUCCCGUCCGUUAAUUCUUCAGAUUUUGAUUCUUCUCGCGCGUUCGAGGCAAUGCACGUCCUUGUCGUCAAUUGCGUUUGAUUGGUUCUCUCGCAGAUCGUGUCCGAAUCUGGGGUUUCCGUCAUUUGUGGUCAUCUUCCCCUUUUUCUGCUUCGGUUUGUGCAAUCGAUCGGCUUCUUCUAGAUUCUGUACUUGAAUAAGCUGAUAGUUUAUCAAGGUUUCAUAUCCCAAUUCAUCGCAAAAAUUUGGGUUCCGUUUCUGGUUUCUCCUGCUCCGAUUUGGUUUUAGCAUUGGCCUUCAGCCUCUUGGCACUUUCCGGAGAAUCAAGAGGCUUUUUUUUUCCAGAUCCUUCUCAUCUCCUGUACAGAAUUAAGGGAUAUGGUACUCAUUUACCUCAAAGUCUUGGCGUUUCUAUGCACUGUCGGAGCUAUCGGUUUGGCACUGCUCCAUAUUUACAGGCACCUCUUGAAUUACACAGAACCGACUUAUCAGAGAUUUGUUGUGCGCAUCAUCUUCAUGGUCCCGGUCUAUGCCUUGAUGUCUUUCUUGUCUCUUGUGCUGCCCAGAAGCUCAAUAUACUUCAAUUCCAUCCGAGAAGUUUAUGAAGCAUGGGUCAUUUAUAAUUUCCUGUCAUUGUGUUUGGCAUGGGUUGGAGGCCCAGGAGCAGUUGUCUUAAGUUUAAGCAGCCGGUCGCUGAAGCCAUCAUGGUGUCUCAUGACGUGUUGCUUCCCACCACUACCAUUGGACGGGCGUUUUAUUCGACGGUGCAAGCAAGGUUGUCUGCAGUUUGUAAUUUUAAAACCAAUCCUUGUUGCCGUCACACUUGUACUUUAUGCAAAAGGGAAAUACAAGGAUGGGAAUUUUAACCCUGACCAAGCUUAUCUCUACAUUACCAUCAUCUAUACUGUGUCAUAUACCGUGGCUUUGUACGCACUGGUGUUAUUCUACGUGGCCUGCAAAGACCUGCUUCAGCCCUUUAAUCCAGUCCCGAAAUUUGUGAUAAUAAAGUCCGUUGUCUUUCUGACCUAUUGGCAGGGCGUCCUAGUUUUUCUUGCCGCUAAAUCUGGAUUGAUAAGGAAUGAAGAGGAAGCAGCCCUCUUCCAGAAUGUUAUAAUAUGUGUCGAGAUGCUAAUUGCUGCCUUGGCUCAUUUCUAUGCAUUUCCAUAUAAGGAGUAUGCGGGUGCCAAUGUCGGUGGGGCACGCGAUUUCACGGGAAGCCUGACACAUGCUGUAAAACUAAAUGACUUCUACCAUGAUACUGUUCACCAGUUUGCCCCUACUUACCAUGAUUAUGUGCUGUACAAUCAUAACGACGGUGAUGAGGGGACAAGGAAGUACAGGUCACGAACUUUUGUGCCGACUGGCCAGGAGAUGGAUGCUGUGAGAAAACAGAAAGAUAUUUAUGGAAACAAGGUAGACGGUGUUUCGCUCUCCAGCCACUCAUCUUCAGGAACAAUCACUCCAAAAAUUCCUAGCACGAAUUCUGAUCCAGCAUGCCCUGAUGCCAUGAACUCUUCCUUGCUCAUCGAUGCCUCGGACUCACUUGCCACAAUGUAUGACAUGUCACUCAUUGAUAUUGAUAUACCAAGUUACCCAAGCGAGGUCCCCCCUGCAAAUGAAAGUGGGACUAGGUAGAAGGGGGAGGAAAACGUGUAAAAAAACACCAUAAACAGGUAGGGAUGUGUUCUAGCUAUCGAUACUUGGGUUCUGAAGGAGAGCCACUGCCUAUGAGUCGCCGGCUCAUUCUUCAACAGGCACGCGUUUUGCCACUUUCUUUGAACCCCACUGGUUGCUCCAUGUAAUUUUCUCCCUUCCGGUCGAGCACUUUGUUCCUUACUUUCCAGUCUUUUUCUGAAGUUCCUGAUAGAUUACUCUACUAGAGAAGAUACGGAAUGGUCAGAUUCUGAAUGUGAUCUGGUUUGCUCUUAGCUGGAAGAUUUUUUGUAGGAGAUAGGAGAUAAGUGAACCCCCCCUUUUCUAAAGACCAGUUCGUGUAGAUGUAAAGCAUUGUUGUUUAUGAGGAUGAGCCCUCCCCUGUUUCUAGGUACCUCCUUUGUUAGAUACAAAGAAUAAAAGAGCAGUCUAAACCCUGGAUGCUAGCACGUUCUUUAUAGGGUGUACCCUUGUUAGAGCAGGAAUAUUCUUCAUCUUCCAUAUCCUUCUGGAUGGCGAGCAAUCAAUCCCCCUCUUUCAUGGUGUCUUUUGUGUUCUUGGUGUUGCUCUCUGGUGGUCUGAGUGCAGGCGAAGAAAUUGAGACAACUAAGACAUCAAGGCAAAGGGGGCAGAGGAAUAUGUUCUGUUGUUGCUUGUUUGGUUUUGUUUUUAAACAAAAAUGGGUGUUUACUUACUUCCCGAAUGCAAUGUGUUUUGUUUUGGA